Syzygium oleosum is the source of this 3805-nucleotide messenger RNA. RefSeq names its product TNF receptor-associated factor homolog 1b-like. Gene Ontology annotation, molecular function: protein binding. The coding region runs from base 139 to 3543 and encodes 1134 amino acids. The record is from RefSeq and is a predicted model, not a curated record. NCBI's taxonomy places the organism in Eukaryota, Viridiplantae, Streptophyta, Magnoliopsida, Myrtales, Myrtaceae. The transcript is spliced from 13 exons.
AUUUUCGUCGCCUCCCCGCCCCCCCCCCCAAAAAGCCGCCGCCCCUCCGCCGCCGUCGCCCGCCGGUCUCCCCCAUCCUCCUCUGCCCCCGAGCUAUAAGAGUUGAGCCGGCUUGGAAGGGGAGUUUGAUUGCGAGAAAUGGCUGGUGUUUCGACGGAGGAUUCUGGAGUGGGAAGGUCUGAGGAGGGGAUUUUGAGUGCUCAGAGCUCUCAAUCUGGGGAAGCAUUGGCGGAAUGGCGAUCUUCAGAGCAGGUGGAAAAGGGAACCCCAUCGACUUCGCCUCCAUACUGGGAUACUGACGACGAUGACGACGAUGAAGAUGGUGGGCCAAAACCUUCCGAGUUGUAUGGAAAACAUACAUGGAAGAUAGACAAGUUUUCACAGAUCAAUAAAAGGGAACUUCGUAGUCAUGUAUUUGACGCUGGCGGCUAUAAAUGGUAUAUUUUAAUAUAUCCCCAAGGUUGUGAUGUCUGCAACCAUCUCUCUUUGUUUCUCUGUGUUGCCAAUCACGACAAACUUCUUCCAGGAUGGAGUCAUUUUGCACAAUUUACAAUAGCUGUGGUGAAUAAAGAUCCAAAGAAAUCAAAAUAUUCAGAUACAUUACAUCGAUUUUGGAAGAAGGAGCAUGAUUGGGGAUGGAAAAAGUUUAUGGAAUUGUCGAAAGUAUUUGAUGGGUUUAUUGAUGCUGACACCCUUAUCAUAAAAGCUCAAGUCCAAGUCAUUAGGGAGAAAGCAGAUCGACCGUUUCGUUGCCUGGAUUCUCAAUACAGGAGAGAACUUGUUCGUGUAUACUUGACUAAUGUAGAGCAAAUCUGCCGACGUUUUGUCGAAGAGAGAAGGGGCAAGCUUGGGAAGCUGAUCGAGGACAAGGCUAGAUGGUCAAGCUUCUGUUCUUUCUGGUUGGGAAUCGACCAAAAUGCUAGACGCCGUAUGUCAAAAGAGAAAAUGGAUGUGAUUCUCAAAGUUGUGGUGAAACACUUUUUCAUAGAAAAAGAAGUUACCUCGACUUUGGUUAUGGAUUCCUUGUAUAGUGGUUUUAAGGCUCUUGAAGGGCAAAGCAAAUGUAAGAAAGGGAGGCCAAAAGUAUCGGAUCCUGAUGAAAUGCCAGCUCCCAUUGUUUCGGUGGAGAAAGAUAUGUUUGUUUUGGUCGAUGACGUAUUAUUACUGCUUGAAAGGGCUGCCUUGGAACCUCUGCCUCCAAAAGACGAGAAGGGUCCUCAAAAUCGAACAAAGGAUGGCAAUUCUGGUGAGGACUUCAAUAAGGAUUCCAUUGAGCGUGAUGAAAGGCGGUUGACAGAAUUGGGUCGAAGAACGGUGGAGAUUUUUGUACUUGCACAUAUAUUCAGUAACAAAAUUGAAGUUGCCUACCAAGAGGCUGUUGCUCUGAAGCGGCAAGAAGAGCUCAUUCGUGAAGAAGAAGAAGCAUGGCUGGCUGGAAGCGAGCAGAAGGCAAGACGUGGAGCUAAUCUUAAGGAAAAGAAGUCAAAGAAAAAGCAGGCCAAGCAGAAGCGCCUUAAUCGCAAAGCAAAAGAUAAGGAGAGAGAUGAAAGACAUGGUGCCACAGCCGAUGACAAGCACGAAGAAGAAAAUGCUGUUGAUGAAAAAGAAGACUUUAUCCCAGAGGAUGUAAGCCCUGUGCUUGAAAAGCCUGAUGUACUGGAAGAUGUUUCAGACACAUCAGAUGUGGUGGACGGUGUCGGUGAAGUAAUCCAACCUGAUUCAGAUGAGAGAGAUGCAAGUCCUGUCAAUUGGGACACUGACGCUUCUGAAGUUCAUCCUCCUACAGAAGCCAGUAGCAGUGGGGUUAGUGGACUAUCUUCGGUACAGAAUGGAAUAGUGGAGAAAAGAAGCCCAUCUAUGAUGGAUGAUAGCUCUUCAACUUGUUCUACUGAUUCAGUCCCCUCAGUUGGAGUUAGUGGACCAUACAAGGGGAACUCAUUUUCAUCGAACCAUAAACACCAGAGAUCACCUAGCAGGGGAAAGAGUCAGAAAGGUAAGGUUGAAACACGUGAUUGGAGUUACUGGACCAACAAAACAGAGAAUGAGUCUGCUGAACUCGCAGUUGACGUGGGAGAGUCUUGUAAUAUCCCGAAUACCAAGGUAGCUGACACCGAGGUUGAGGCUGAUGCUCUCUCCUUCCAUCAUCAAUUAAGACAGUCUGAGCAUGAUGUGGUUAAAAAGGGAGAAGCUGUUUCCCUGCAGAGGGGAUCAAGCAUCAAGCAAGUUGAUGAAGAAAAGCCAUCUAGAGAGAAGUCAAUUGCUGCAGAAUCCUCUUCCAGCAGCCCUCCUAGAAAUACUAUCUCCAAUGCCCGGUCGGAACCGGCGCAGAAAAUUAUUCCUUCUGGGGAUCGAACAUCAAUGAGGAAGACAUCUUUGAAUGGCAAGCAAGAGAAUGAUAAGAUAGUACUUCCAACAAUCUCGUCCCAAACAGCAACUUUGUCCAAGUCUGAGACUCAAAGGGAUGUAAUUCCUAAAACGACUGAAAAACCCAUUCCGCAAGUUCCUGUAAUGUCAAGGCCUUCUAGUGCUCCACUAGGACCUGGUACUAGGCCAAAUGCUCCUGCUGCUUCUCUUGUCCAAACAGCUCCACUUCUAGCACGUUCUGUGAGUGCAGUCGGUCGGUUGGCUCCUGAGUCUUCCUCAGUAUCAUCCCCCAGCUAUGUUCCUUUGUCAUAUCGAAAUGCUAUAAUCGGCAAUUCCUCUGCUUCGACUUCAACCGUUUUUACAAACCAAUGUUCGCCAAGCUCUGUAGGGAAAGUGUCAGCAUAUAUGCCGUCGCCCACCUUAGCAUCUUCACCAGUGUUCUUGAACCCUAGCACUGACAUGGACUAUGGUGCACCCAAAUUAGGCUUCCCUUUUGGCACAAUGAAUCGGGACGUGUUGUCAAAUGGACCGCAGUGGUUGGAGAAUCUGGAUGGCCGAUGUGCACGGAGUGAUCCUCCUCUGCAGAGUGAUGUUCGGAACGUGGAGUAUUACAGGUCUUCGCACAGCAGAUCACGAGAUCACUUCCCUGACUUUCAGGCCUGCACGUCUGGGCGUCAAACACAAGGUUUGCCAGCUGAUGAUUUUCCGCACCUCGAUAUUAUAAAUGACUUACUGGACGAUGAGCAAGCUGUUGGGAAGGUCACUAGAUCAGGGCUGGGUUUCCAGUCUCUCGGAAGUAGGUCCCUCUCGUUAAAUCGCCAGUUUUCUUUCCCCCAUGAUCUGGGGAUGUCAGGGGAUGUGGAGUCAACUGCCAGCUCAUGCAGCUUUGAACGAGUGCGGAGUUAUCGUGAAAAUGGGAUUCAACCAGCGUUUGGCUCCUUUCCAGGAAGUUUUGACUCGGCGACUGGAUAUAUUCCGCAGGUUAGUUCACUACCUCAUGCAAAUGGGCAGAUUGAUGGGUUGAUGCCGAACCAGUGGCAUGUGGCUGGAUCCGACUUAUCCAUGCUGGGAAUGAAGAAUCCAGAGCAUGAUGGUUACCCAUUUUAUGCUUCGGAUUAUUCAAAUUUGGCAUGUGGGGUCAAUGGUUAUAAGGCAUUUCGGCCUCCUAAUGGUCAUUGAAAUGGCAAUGAAUGAAACGGAGUCGCCUGAAAAUUAUUGGGCUGCUCUCCGUUACAUAUAUGUACUUGGAAGGAGAAAAUGGGUGUUAGAUCUGGAUUGAGGUUGUAGUCCUUUCAUUAGCAAAAAAAAAAGAAUAACAUUCGGAGGAGGGAGUUCACUUGUUUGCUUCCUUCCUUCUUGCGGAUCGACGGUUUCUCGUGUAUUAUGGGGUUUUCUUAAAGCCUAGUUUUAGCGAGCCUCAUGGUAUGUGAUUUUCUAGUAA